CCAUCUCGACGUGCAGGAACAUGAAGGCAAUGAGGGGAAGGUGAGAGGCAGAAAACAUAAGCCCGGGAUUGGAGCGUACACGAGCGGCCAGAGAGGCUGUCAGAGGAGGACAGCUGCCGGAGAGAGGGGGUAGAGGAGCCCGCUGUAGGAGCCUGGAGGACGGGCACAGAGGGAGGCAGUUGCCCGCUGUUGCGGAGCGUUGAUGUUCAGAGGAGACACAUUCAGCACUUGCCUGGAACACGGAAGGAAAUAUACACUGAAGAGAAAGUGAAAAUAAACCCCAGCGAGGACUGCAGAGGGUCUGGGAGAGCAGGGAACUGCAGCCUCCACAACGCAGCCCUCCAAGACUUCAGUGGACAUUUCAAAUCUCUCUGUUCUUGGCCACCCAUGAGAGGCGGUGGAAGAUUAAAUCACAUGCUCUUUGAAGAGUGAUCACAACCAAACCUUCUGAGACCUCACUCUCAAGUAUUCAAGCUUGAAACCUUAACGGUCGACACAAGCUUUCCUCAGUUAUUCGCUUGUCCAACUCAGGGGUAGUAUUUUGACAGAGGAAGAUUUUUUUUUACUGAAGGCCAUAAUAGAGAGACCCAGCCACGGCCCGCUGCAGGGUCUCAGAAAUCCUUGGGUGAAAUUGAUCUGGAGGAGAAGACUGUGGAAGUGACGGAGGUGAUGGGCAACAAGAACGGCAGCUUGCCAAAAGGUUCAGACACUGCGCUGGAUCAAGAAUCGGAAGAGAUGUUCAUUGAGAGUACAACAGGAAGUGUCUCCGGGGAUGGAGCGCUGGGCCUCAGCCCCGAGCUGCUGGCCUCCCUGCAGUCCCUCGGAGAAAACAGCAACUACACCCUGCUUCCACACUCUCUGCACCAGAUUGCAGAGGCCUACUCACUCCAAGAGGACUACCAGUGGGCCAUUCAGUUCCUACAGCUUGAGAAGCUCUACCAUGAACGUCUGCUCUCCAACCUUGCUGCCCUGCAGGAAAAUUGGGAGAGCCGAUGGCGAGAGAGGAACCCCGAGGGCAGUUUACCUGCUGAGACAGACGCCAUCACUGUGAAACACAUGGAGACCCUGAACCAGAUCUGCAGGACACAUCCCAGACCAUCCAGCAGUGUGGAGCAGAACAGUCUAAAUACAUUGCUGAGAGAAAUACAGAUCAAGAACCAGACACUACAGUCCUGUCAUGAUAGAGUCAACAAUCCUGAAACAUCACAAGAGGAUGGAGAAAACGAGCAGAACUUGAACUCGGAAUCAGUGCAGGGAUCACUGGAAUCGGGCCGUGAGGAGGCAGAAGGGGAGGAGGAUGGAGAGGAGGAGAAGGAGAUAUAUGAGGAAGGACAGGAUGUAGAGGAGGAGGAGGACAAUCCAUGUGCGGAGACCCCAGAGGAAGAGGAGGAGGUAAAGGUGGAGUGGCCAACAGGAGUCUCCCAAGCUUCGGACAAGGACCUGGCCAAACUGUCCCACACAGAAGGGAGUUCCUCUCCUAACGGUCUGGUCUCCAUUCUGAAGAGGAGGAGAGCGUCUCUGGAUGGACUCCCCCCACCCAGCGACCUGGAUACUAAACAGAACUCCAAACGCAAAGUUCACUUCAGUGACCCAGAGGACGGCAUCGAGCAAGAUGAGGUGGGUGGAGACUCCUGCCUGAUCCUCCUGCUGCUGUGCCUGGUUACCGUGGUGAUCAGUGUGGGUGGGACUGCUCUCUACUGCACCCUGGUGGACACCUACUCGAACAUUUGCACCGACUUCACUCAGAACGUCAACUUCUACGUCAUGAACGUGCGGGGGUUCUUCGAGGGGCUCGGCCACUGGCUGCCUCUCCGGACUUAACCCAGACGAUGGCAGACGUUGGUGCUGUAGCAGACAGUGAGAGACACAGAGUGUUACCACUGCACAGAGUUGGGGCCUACAGGCGUUAAUGUGAUGCUGCCAUCCAGAGGGUUUGAUUCCUUUUCCAGUCACUGGACUUGUGUCUGAGCAAAAGAGACUUGUACAUUGGACCAAACAGACUGAGAUGUACAGUAUGUGUCAGUCCUCAGGUGAUCAAAGCAACACCAAACAGUAAAAAACUAUCCAGAUCUCUUCGGCUCAGAAGAAAAGUGUGAUGAUGAGUGUGUGUUGUGGGACGAGGGUUGAAAGAACAGCUGGUUUACUCCGGUCUGUGUGGAUUUCUUCAUCGUCAAGCUGAACCUCACAAGAAGGCUCACAACUCUCAGCCAUAUUUAUAUUCUAAUAUAAGUACUUUAUCUGUGUAGUAGUGUUUCCCUCACACCUCUUCUUCUGGUGGUUUUAUUUGUACAGAGAGAAGCUGUCUGUAGCAUAAUUAGGAUCAUUAGUGUGUGUAGUUCUUUUGAACCAUUUACAGAGAUCAUGCGAUUUUCAUUUUCAUUCCAUUCUGCCAUUAUUGUCUGCUCUUUUGACACAUCUUUGCUAAAUGUGUACAUCAGACACGUUACACAACACGACAAAGAGUCGUAUAGUUUUUUUUAAAACACAGAGAUUGUCAAUACAUACGAGACACUAAAUCUCAGAGAGCACAUACGUCCGCUAAGGCUGAUCGGCUUCUUCAUCGCCAUAUUACAUCAUCAUCAUCAUCUGUAUCAGAAACAUCGGGAUCAUUGUUUAGAUCUGCACAAGAUAUCACCUGAUCAUUGAUAUUGGCACUCUAUAUAUGCUUGAUUUGUUCAUACAACUGUCCCAAAAACUCCCAUCUCUCAAUUUUAAAGAAUAUUUAAAAUAACUCCUGGAUCCACAUGGAUGGAAUACACUCUUACAUGUUAUAGGGUCUUGUUUGGUACCUAUCCCACCCCUCCACCAAGUUUCAAUAAAAUCUGUUGUUUUGCAUAAUCGUGCUCAUAGACAAACAAACAGCAAUUAAAUCAUGACCUCCUUGGCGGAGGUAACCAAAGCUCAGUGUAUAUCUUGAGUAUUAACAUUUAUUCAAAACUUUAUCUGAAUGACCCAAUGGGUAAAAAGCACAAGGCUUUCAUUUACACAAGUUAUACCAUUUGAAUCACUUUUUCCUACAGUUGUUCUUCCUGCAUUGCUCAAGUUACACAAAUGAAAAACAUUCUAUAGUUGAAUGGAUGCAAAAUGAAAAAUGUCAGCAUGUUCUCUAAAAUAAUUGCCUUGUAUUGAUUUUUUGAAACGAUUUCUACUCUCCUUCAGAACCUCCAGAUGUUUGCAAAGUAGUGAAUAUUACCUCUGUAUUGUCACUGUGGAUAUUGUUUACCAGCAAGUGUUGCAUUAUGCAAUACAAUAUGUUUUAAUAUCUAUGUUCAGUUGUGUCCACAAGGGAAUAUUAAAAAAAAAUAUUAAUAUUUUC
Molecule: messenger RNA, 3316 nt
Organism: Pleuronectes platessa (European plaice)
Lineage: Eukaryota; Metazoa; Chordata; Actinopteri; Pleuronectiformes; Pleuronectidae
Gene: cnstb
Product: consortin, connexin sorting protein b
Exons: 11
Coding region: 670-1821 (383 amino acids)
Biological process (GO): positive regulation of Golgi to plasma membrane protein transport
Cellular component (GO): plasma membrane; transport vesicle; trans-Golgi network
Molecular function (GO): connexin binding
Source: RefSeq, a predicted model, not a curated record